GGGGAUGCGCCCCGCGCCAGCCGCUCUCGCCUAUCUCUCCUUCCGCACAGUCCGGGUUUCCGCUUCCCUCCGGGCGCGGGGAGCGGGAUCGAGUCCGAGCCUAGCCCCGGCGCCGCCGCCAUGUGGCCCCCGGACCCGAGCCCCGAGGCGGCCCCCGAGCCUGCCGGAGGCCCGCGGGCCGACGCGGCGGUGCCCGGACUCCGCGCGCUGCUGCCGGCGCCCGCCUUCCUCUGCUCGCGCAAAGGCCGCCUCCUGCUGGCCGAAGCGGGUCUCUCAUUCAUCACCUUUGUCUGCUAUGUGGCGUCCUCAGCAUCGGCCUUCCUCACGGCUCCCCUGCUGGAGUUCCUGCUGGCCCUCUACUUCCUCUUUGCUGGUGCCAUGCAGCUGAACGACAAGUGGCAGGGCUUGUGCUGGCCCAUGAUGGACUUCCUACGCUGUGUCACAGCAGCCCUCAUCUACUUUGCUAUCUCAAUCACAGCUGUCGCCAAAUACUCGGAUGGGGCUUCCAAAGCAGCCGGGGUGUUUGGCUUCUUUGCCACCAUCGUGUUUGCAAUCGACUUCUACCUGAUCUUUAACGAUGUGGCCAAAUUCCUCAAACAAGGGGACUCUGCAACUGAGACCACAGCCGGGAAGACAGAAGAAGAGAAGUCCUCUGACUCCGACUCCAACUCCGACUGAAGGCCUGCCCUGCCCUGGCAACCCAAGCACGCAGGCCUCCACCAGAAUGUGGCCAGGGGACCAGGUGUGUUGGGAGGGAGGUGUGACUUAUCAAGCAGCAGUGGGAAUUGCUGACGGAGCGGGGCUCCUCACAGCCCCAAGGUGACAUUGGUGAGCCCAGCAUACAAGAUGGCACUCCAUGGCCUAGCACUGUCUAACCACUCUGCCCAGGAGGGCAUCUUGAAUGUUCCGCCCCUUCUGCCCCACAGACCUUAAGCCCUUUAACCUCUCUGCCAAAAAUAAGCACAAGGGGACAAAGCAGAUAGAGCCUUGUUACCCCUGUCACAGGAAGCACUUAAUGCUGCGGGGGGAGUUGGGGGGAAGGGGGGAACAAGUAAAAGAGACCCCCCCACGCAGGGCCGAGCCACCAGGCCCAGCGGUUUUUGUCGGCAUUAGUGCCCCUGCUCAUGCUGGAUGCUUUGUCAAGAAUGAUCCUUCCAAGAUUCUCUUGUUCAAGGAGCACCAGUUCCUGCUUCAUUCUUGAAGCAGGGAGAAAACUGACCUUUGCCCUAUCAUCUAGGCGAGAGUGGGUCUCGGUGCCCAACUGACACCUCACACCUUUGGAGACCAUGUCAUCUUAGGGUGACAUGACUCUUCUGGGUCUAAGACUGUUUGAAAGUAAUGCUCGUAGACUGACUAAGUAGGGUCAAGAGAUCGAGGGUACCAAAGGAUGCAACAGCAGGGACAGUAUCCCGGGCAGCUGGCAGGCCCAGCCAAACCCCCUCUCUCCCUGGGGCCCACGGCAGGUGAGAAGUCACUGGGCACUCAGGACAGUGUGCUUCUAGAUGCCAGAGCAGGUCUCCUGACUGCCUCAAGGGGCAAGACGUGCCUUCUGUGUGCACCUAAGGACCUAGGCUGUGUAUAUAUCUUCAGUGGGAUUUUAUACAACUUUAUAUCAUUUUUUAUACAAAAGCAGCUUCUUAAAUUGCAUUUCCUGUGACCCAAGGGGACUCAUGAAUGAGCCAGAGUUUGGACCCACGUUUUGGGCAUUUGUAACCUUUAUUUUUCUCUUGCAUGUGAACCUACCCUGGAAAAAGCCAUAAUGGAUUAAACCAGACUUGCUCCCUG
This is a messenger RNA of Equus quagga, 1785 nucleotides long. RefSeq names its product CKLF like MARVEL transmembrane domain containing 3 (gene CMTM3). The transcript has 5 exons. NCBI's taxonomy places the organism in Eukaryota, Metazoa, Chordata, Mammalia, Perissodactyla, Equidae. The coding region runs from base 121 to 678 and encodes 185 amino acids. Gene Ontology annotation, cellular component: membrane. The record is from RefSeq and is a predicted model, not a curated record.